AUGGAAACACCUGUCACCUCCCCGGGAUGGGAUUCAAAGGAUCACCACCAGGCAUACGGUCGAGACAAUUCGACGGAGGCCAGUUUGAAGCCCCAUUUUGGAAUCUGGAGCUCGCUGAGUGUAGGUCUCAACACCUUGAACCUCUUCGGGGGGAUCUCCUUCAUCAUCACCACGGCCUUUUCAGCCGGGGGCAUCCCGGCCGUUUUCUACGGAUACCUCGGUGCGAGUGUAGGGGCCAUCUGUAUCACGGUUAUUUUUAUUGAAUGCGCCUCGUUGUAUCCGACUGCGGGCGGUUCUUAUCACUUCGCUUCGUUUCUGACACCGUUUCCCCACCGGCGAUGGGUGUCGUAUACAGUGGGGUGGUUCAACUACAUCGGUUGGGUCCUGACCUUUGCUGCCUGCUGUGCCAUCUCAUCUAGCUUGAUAUUCGGCAUUGUGAACCUUCUGGAUGGCAGCUUCGACGUCUUUAUCCGCUGGAGGCUGUUUCUCGGGUAUAUCGCCUGCGCAACGGCGGCUUGGGCAAUCAAUACCUUUGCGAUCCAGUGGACGCCAUUUUGUGCACUGAUCGGAGGGUGGGCAGGAACAUUCGGCUUCGUGACCUACACGAUUGCUCUCCUCGCGGUGAGCCCCAAGCAAAGCGUGGAGUUUGUUUUCCAAGACAUAGUGAAUGAAACUGGAUACCCCUCGAACAGCAUGGCGGUCUUAAUCGGCUUGUUCAGCGCGACUACUGUCUGGCAGUGUCUCGAUGCGCCGACCCACAUCGCCGAGGAGAUUGCAGAGCCCACCAAAGUCGUCCCGCGAGUGCUGAUCCUGAAUGUCAGUAUCCAGUGGUUUAUUGGUGCGAUCUGGAUACUCACUAUUGGAUUUUGUAUGGUGAAUCCGGACCUUGUCAUUCACACUCGAACCGGGGUCCCAAUCCUGGAACUGGUCCGUCAAGCAACCGGCAGUCAGGCAGCUGCCGUAGCUUUCGGCUUCAUUCAGUUGACAGUGUACUUCGCGUCCACUGUUGCGUGCGCGACAACCACCAGCCGACAGGGACUUGCCUUCGCUCGAGACGGAGGGUUCCCGUAUUAUGGCGACAGGUAUCUUUUCUCACCACAAGGAUUCAACGCUAUCCUCGGCGCAGAGUGUGCCUUUUUGCUCCUCAGCUUCGGCAAGUCCCCUCUCGCCCACCACCUCAUUCACGAGAUGGGUAAUACCCAGGGACGCUGGGCUCUCGGCUCCAAAUCGUACGCCAUCGCCAUGGUAGCAUCCGUGUAUAGCGUGUUCGUCGCGGUAAUCGUGAUGAUCCCGCAGCAGCAUCCGCUGACUGCGUCCAACAUGAACUAUACCGUCCUAAUCUGUGCAAUCUUCUCUGUUAUUAUUCUGGCCGGCUGGUUUCUCAAAGGCAGGCGGCAGUUUGUUCCGCCGUCGUUGGAGCUGAUUGCGGGGGUGGAGGUCAGCGGUGCGGCGCCAGAUAUUGGUUUGACGAGGUCUCAGAGAGAAGAGAUAGGGGGCAAAAAGGAGUGA
Molecule: messenger RNA, 1509 nt
Organism: Aspergillus campestris IBT 28561
Lineage: Eukaryota; Fungi; Ascomycota; Eurotiomycetes; Eurotiales; Aspergillaceae
Product: amino acid transporter
Exons: 9
Coding region: 1-1509 (502 amino acids)
Biological process (GO): transmembrane transport
Cellular component (GO): membrane
Molecular function (GO): transmembrane transporter activity
Source: RefSeq, a predicted model, not a curated record